Messenger RNA from Labeo rohita (rohu), 2472 nucleotides. It is a transcript of the gene haus5, whose product is annotated as HAUS augmin-like complex, subunit 5. NCBI's taxonomy places the organism in Eukaryota, Metazoa, Chordata, Actinopteri, Cypriniformes, Cyprinidae. Gene Ontology annotation, cellular component: HAUS complex; centrosome. Bases 131 to 2062 code for a protein of 643 amino acids. The transcript is spliced from 19 exons. Gene Ontology annotation, biological process: spindle assembly; centrosome cycle. The record is from RefSeq and is a predicted model, not a curated record.
CCGUUAGGGAAAAGUCGCAAAGAAACGGGAGCGAAGAAACGUCUCCCGCGGAUUUCGACUGUUGUCAUUUUCACGUUCGAGGAUGUGAGAUUUUUAUAUUGUAGGUUUGUUUUAUACUUUAUUAAAAAAGAUGGUAAGUCUCAGUCAGGAACUAAAGCGCUGGGCUGUUGAGGAACUUGAGUUGCCAGCAGCCAGACUCCCGGAUGACGGCUAUAUAAAAACGUUGUGUGUCGGUCCUGGAGCUUCCAUCUGGAAGUAUAUCACGCAACAUGUUCAUAAGGAAAGGAACGUUCGAGUCAUGAGAGGAAAUAUUCAGUGGUACAAAGUUUUACAAGAUAAAGAGCUUAAUCAGAUGAAAAAUCAGAAUAAAGAUGCAAGAAGACUUGAGCUUCAGAGAGAGAUUGAUGCCCUUCAGACUGAACUCAAUCAACUGGACACAAAAAUCAGUAGAGUGGAGGAUCAACUUGCUACUGAAGAGCAGAACGUGAACAGAAGCUGGGAGGACUUUACAGAGAGCAGGCACAGACAGAUCCUGUUGGAUUCUUUCAGGCAGCGCUGCGCUGAGGAGAGAAAUGUACUGUUGCAGGACACACACAUGAUUGGCACCCAACGGCAUGCCCUGGAAGAGCUGUCCAAGAAAGCAGAGGUGAAGCUGGUGUUUGGGCCAUCUGACAGUUCAGACAGUGAAGCUGGAGCAGAUCCUUUGGUUUUAAAAGAUGUAAGAGAGCUCUGCAGCGAGAGGGUCCUCUUCUUACAGGGCCUGCUAGAGAGUGAACUGAACAUGAAUCCAUCCACCGAAUUUACUCAUGAACAAAGGAAAGCGGUGAUCCAGCACUGGACGAGUGCGGUGGAGAACUUUCUACACGCUCAUCCUCCAAACCAAGUUCUUUCGGCUCUGCAAGCCUUGACCUCCAGACAGCAGGUGGUGUUAGAGGAAAAGAUUGCAGCUUUGAAUGUAGAGCGUGACAUUUCGGAUCUAGGGUUUCGUUAUGAGAGUGAUCACCUAAUAGAUGUGUCACCUGGGCAGGAAGAGGAUUUAACACCUGUCCGCAGUCUAUUACAGUCGGCCUGGGAGGAGGUGGAGCAGAGUUAUUUUGAAUUGGCUCAGACUCGCAACAGAUGUGGACAGCUGGAGACUGAACUCACGGCUUUGAUGAGUAAAGCAGAGAGGGCACAUGGAUCAGACCCAGUGUCCAGGUGUGUGUUUGAGUUGGAGAUGGAGGGUGUGAAGCAGACAGCAGUCAGAGACAGCAUCAGAGAGCAGUGCGCUCAGCUACAGAUGCAGGCCAGAGAGGGGCAGGAUGCCAUCAGAACUGUGCAGACACAGUGGCAAAGUGUCAUGGACUUCAGACAGCUUGUUGACAGAAGACAAGAGCAGAUACGGCGCCUGAUCAAGGGAAACUCCAAUGUGAAGACUGAGUUAACUCAUGUCCAUGCAGAGGUUGGACAGUUUGUUCAAAAAAAGCUCAAUCCUCAGUUUGGCAGUGUUAUUAAAGCCAGCAGUGGACUGCGCAACUCUGUGUCACAAGGGGCCAAGCAUUUUAGCUGCGUAGCACUGGCUGCACUGGAUCGUAGGGUCAUGAAGGGCAGAGGGCAGAAACUACCAGCAGCUCAGCUUUCCAUCCACCGGAUACAGUCCCCCGCUUUCCACAAACUGUGUGAAAGUCUUUCAUUUCCCAUGUAUAUGGCCCCACAAGAGCUGUGGUCUCAGGCUGCAGCUCUAAGGCUGGAGUUAAGAAACCUGCACAGACUUCUUCAGCUAUUCUCAGAGUCAUCGGCAGACGUGCAGAAGCUGACAGCACAGCUACCAUCGCCCGAUCAGCAGACUUUGGUGCAGCGUGUGAAGAUGGUAGAUGAAGAGAUUCUGCAGACAUUGCUCCCACGGGCCCGUGAGCUCACGCAGAGGUGUUCGAAAGGCCUGCUUUACACAGAACAAGUGAAGACUGCCAUCUUACACUGGUGGGAGCAGCCUGGUCAGUUUGCCCUGCCAGAAAUGCAGAGAGAGGGACUGACUUUCCAGCAGUGGCUUCAACGAUGGAAACUGGCAACAAAGGAAUCCUGACAACUUUAUCUGUACAUAAUGUACAUUUCAUUCUCUUUCAAUUUACUCUUACUUUACACUCAAAAUAACCUGAGUAGGAUUUAUUUACUUUACUAACUUUUCUGCAAAACAUUCAUUUGUUUGAGGAUACCUUGUUCAAGAAAUAUUUUAUGCACUUUUUUUUUUUUCCUGAAUUUCUCAAUAAAUAAUCUAAUAACCACUGGAAUAAAGGAGCAGUUGUAUGUCAUGUUUUUUUUUUUGUUCUGUUACCAGUGUUGUUUUUGUUUAACAUCAGCAUCCUCUUGUAGGAGCUUGUGUAAUGAGACUGUUUAUGUAAUUCUCUUAUGAACAGUAACAGUAGCUGUACUUGUACUGGGUUAGACCAAACAUUGAUCUGUAAACACAAUUAAACUAACUUUGUGAUGACUGCC